AAAGUUGUUCGUAUCAAAAAAUUCAUUGAACUCGGUCGUUUUGUGUAAACAUCACUGUUCUAUACCUGUGGCUAUUUCCUGUCUAUACCGGGAUAUUUGAACGUGAGCUGACAUUUUUUGGGACGGUCGAUAAAAUAUUCAGUGGAAAAGGAUGAAUAUCAAACAUAUUACAAUCACUAUUGUCAUUUUUGGCCUCAAUAUCAACUUCUCCGAUGGAAAACGCUCGCUCUAUGACCUUAGAAUGGAUAGUGUCAACUGCAGUGAUAGUGGACUUUAUGGAAAAAUCGAUUGUGGUGUUGAGGAGAUUAGUCCCACGGUGUCGACCAUUCAGUUGAAUUUUACGAGCACGAAGGAUUUUUAUCCUUUGGUACGAAUUGCAUUCUUCUACCGUUACACCACCUACCGCAGUUUCCUCUUGGAUGUAACUGAGGAUUUUUGUGACUUCCUUUGCGAUUCUAAGCCAGCAAAUGUGAUUAAUUACUUCUGGAAAACUCUCAGAGAAUCUUCAAACUUUGCCCAAGGAUGUCCCUUCCAAAAGGAUAACACGUACUACAUCAAGGACUAUGCAUUGGAUAUGUCAGAGUUCCCACCAAUUCUCCCAACUGGAGAUUAUCGCGUUGAUGUGGAUCUAAUCGAUAGAACUGACAAAACGACUCGCAUAGCUCUUAUACAAAUUUAUGCUUUCAUCAAGAGGAAAUCCAUUGCUGAACUUCUAUGGAGUUAAAGAGUAUAUAUACAGAAGGAUAUCCCCGGAUCAUCUCACAUAUACCUACUAAUCUAUCAAGUUUAUAAGGCUCCCGCUUUCGUAUUCAAAUAAAAAUGUUUUAUA
Lutzomyia longipalpis is the source of this 829-nucleotide messenger RNA. RefSeq lists its product as uncharacterized. The transcript has 5 exons. The record is from RefSeq and is a predicted model, not a curated record. Lineage: Eukaryota; Metazoa; Arthropoda; Insecta; Diptera; Psychodidae. Bases 152 to 724 code for a protein of 190 amino acids.